CAUGGGACUUGUUCUGAUGACUUCUUCCUCAUUCCUCAGUGCCUUGUUUUCUGUCCUCACAGCCUCAUCUCCUAAGUCCUUUCCUCCUCCUGGCUCCUCCUCUCUAUCCUGUCUGGGCCCUGAGUCGUCUUCUCCCAGAAGUCCUUGGCCAGCCUUGGCCUCAGGGCCCAGCAGCCGUAAGCGGGUUACCUUGCUGCCACCCUUCCUGAGUGACCAGGCACAGCAGGUGCAGGCGCUGGGGACCUUCUACCUCUUCUGCCAAGCCACAGGUCCAGCAGACAUCCGCUUCAUCUGGGAGAAGAACAGACAUGCCCUGGAGACGUGUGUACCUGUGCAGACUCACAUGCUGCCUGACGGCAGGGCCCAUGCGCUCAGCUGGCUUCGUGAUGCUGUCCGAGAAACCACCGAAUACAGCUGCUCUGUCCUCUCCUCAGCAGGGAACCAGACCUCAAAGGUUCAAAUUACUGUGAUGAGACAUGAGGCAUUCCAGCAAGAAAAGUGGAGCCAGGAGCUUGCUGCAUGGCGAGCUGUCGCUGGGGAGCACGAUCGGCUGAUGCAGGGCUGGAGGAAGGCAUGGGAGAGCUGCAGCAAGGACAACUUCUAGCUACCUGAGGCAGCCCUCAACAGAACCCAACUGACCUUGUUGACAUCAGCUGCAGACACACCUGAUGAAGGCACCAGCACCUACCGCACCAAGCUGUUUUGGUCUUGGUUGGCUCCACACACACUCACUGGCCACUGCCUGAGUGGCCCCUCCUAGAGGCUGGGAAUUUCUAGGUCAGAACUCCCGUGGGCAUGAGACAGACCAGGACUCUUUUACAUUAGCUGUUUACAUAACAGAAGGGUCAGCUGCCGGAAGAAACAGGUAGCUGACCUGUUUGAAGCUCCACAUCCAAGCAGCUGAUGGAGCAGCGUGUGACAGCUAACCUGAUGGAGGCCACCCCUGCAUUAUCCCUAGGACUUCACUGCACACUCAUGCCCCUCCCCCAGGGUCAGCACAGCUAAUCUCCGCUCCGGUUUUGUGGCUCUAAGUCCAAUCUGUUGAUGUGGCCACCUAGUAAACAGGUCAUUGAUUUUGUUCCAGGAUCCGCCCUGGGACAGGAGAGGUGAGACUUCAUGUGAGAAUAUUUUGCCUUAAACCUUGAGUGAGGAUGAGGAAGUUGCUCUUUGCUAAUCUCAGAACACAAGGCUGUUUUCCAAAGCACAGUGGUUCCCACCCACGUUUACCCUGUCAGCGCUCCGCUUCUGAGGUAGAAAAGCCAAACAGGUCAAUUAUGCAAACCUUCUGGUGCCGUAUUAAACUGUUUUGCCAGUGCUGAGUAAGUGUGUCUUGUAGGUGCUUCCAAGUCUCCAUAUUACAGUCUUUGAAGCUUGUGGGUGUGUGGGACCUGGGUAGGCGUGGCCCAAGAGAUGCUCAGCCUUUAAUCUUGGUAGACCUGUCUCUUCUUGUCAAUUAUAAAACCUAAAACUCUCUUCCAAACAAAGCCAUGCCUCUCUAUGAUCCCUGGAGACUCUGGCUUGCUCAGCCCGCUCAAUGUCCCUUCUUUCUGGGACAAAUGAGUCAGGUAACCAUCCAGGUGUGAGGUUAGCUGGUCCCUCCGCAGCCCAGUGUGAAAAGGGACCCUGAGGUAGAGACACUCGAGGUCAUGUGUACCCUCCUCUAGGUGUACUGCCUGCCACCUACUCACCUAUCUGACCGGUGCACAGUAACCACACCUGCAGCAGCCCCCUCAUACCUUUGCAAAAGAAUUUUUUAUAAACUAUUUUCACUGGUUCUAUUUGAGGUGUGGCUUCAGCCAUGAGAAACUGCCCAGUCCCUCUCCUUAUUGUUGCUUCCUGCAUCUUCCCUGAAGUCUGAACUGGUCUAUGCCCCAAAGCAGCCACACACUUGAGGAUGCAGAGAGCAUGAUUAUUAAGGCUCCUUGCUCAGCUGGGUGGGGUGGGGCAGGCCUUUAAUUCAGCACUUUGGGAGGCAGAGGCAGGCGGAUCUUUCUUCUAGGCUAGCCUGGUUUAUCUACAGAGCAGCCAGGGCUAUACAGAAAAACCCUGCCUCAAAAAACCACACCUUUAAUCCCAGCACUCAGGAGGCAGAGGCAGGCAGAUCUCUGAGAGUUCAACGCCAGCCUGGUCUACAAGAGCUAGCUCCAGGACAAGCUCCAAAGCUACAGAGAAACCCUGACUCGAAAAAACAACAACAACAACAACAAAAUCCUUGUUUGGUGCACCAAGAGUGGGCGCCACACUCUUGGUGUUGGUGCCUGUGACCCUCGUUCCCCGCACACCCUGGCACAGGGGAGGCCAGGGGAGACUAGCUGACUUCAUCUAAAGCACUGGUUUCAGCAGGAGCCCCUACUGCUAGCAGAGUGAUGACAGAGCCACGGCACCACAGCAGGGACCUGGUGAAGGACAUCUAGAAACAGAACGAGGAGUCAGAAACCUACUCACGGGCGCCUGCAUGGGCCAGGAGCCUAGACUAGCAGACACCAUGGACAAGGCAACCUUAGGGCAGAAGGCCCUCAAUCAGGAGACAUUGCAGAUCAAUUUUUUCUCUUAUCAAAUUUCAGAAUUCUACUGCUGAGUGUAGCUGACAUGGUACUUUAAAAAAUCUUCAUAAACUAAUUUCAUAGCUUUCCCCCUCAAAUAAUCUGUUUCCAGACUUCCUCCAAUCCACUUGCUACCCUCUGACAGGGAUGGGAGAAGACAGAGUACCCCGUCCUGCUGACAUGGACACCAAACUCAUUACAGUGACAACACGGGACCAAACCGACCACAAGCUCCAGACAGCAGGUGGUGCUUGCCGCACAAGCUCCUCAGGCCACACGGCCAGCCCUGCAUUAAGCGUGCCAUCUCUGACUCUUCACUUCUCAGAGACAAUGUCGAGCACAACCCAAUUCAGCUAACAGAAUUCCCAAAGCCAGGCCAUGUUUACUUGGCAGGCAGAGAGUAAAACUUUUUCCUGACACAGGGUAGACUUAGCAAAAGAGAUGCAAGCGCAGGUCGAGGAUUCAGAGGUCCCUGGUUCUGUGGCUGUGCAUGGUGGCCGUAUUAGCAGUGUGAAAGAGGAACAAGUCAGUAAGGAAUCCCAGUGGGAAUAACCAGUAAGACUGACACCACCAGAGUCUGAGAUGAAAUUAAAUAAUCACUCUUUAUUCAAAAUAAAUAGCCCUCUCACUUGCAGAGAAAAUAUGCAAGCAAGCUCCGUCCUUUAAGACAGAAACCACAUUCAUCGUACGGUCAUUAAAAAGAUCUGUAGAAUCCACACUGAAAUCUACAAAUUUGAUAUAUACUGCUUCUUUGGAAAAUAAAAACUAAAAGGAUUAAUUUAUGUCAAAAAAUCAUGUUAGAAACUAAUUUUCUUCUGAGGCUCAUUUUAGCAAAUCCUUGGCAGCACAAAGUGGCAGGGCUCCAACCCCUGAGAAGGGGCCCUCCAUAGUCCCCACAGGAGCACAGCCCCUGUUCCGCCUCCCCGUCACUGGUUCAGUGGCUCUGUAAUGGAGUGUUUCCUAGGCAGCCACAGUACCCAGGACCACGGUCUCCAGCAUUUUCCAGGUCCAGUGUGCAGAGGGAACCAAAGCUGAAUCACCGGCUCUUAGGCAAGGCUCUCACGAGUAUAUCUGUGUAAGAGCUACACCAGCUGCUUCCUUUGCCCUUAGGCCAGUGAAUUUCCAACUCUACAGUCACAUAAACUACA
Molecule: messenger RNA, 3691 nt
Organism: Alexandromys fortis (reed vole)
Lineage: Eukaryota; Metazoa; Chordata; Mammalia; Rodentia; Cricetidae
Exons: 4
Coding region: 2-604 (200 amino acids)
Source: RefSeq, a predicted model, not a curated record